Messenger RNA from Scomber scombrus (Atlantic mackerel), 4346 nucleotides. RefSeq names its product beta-1,4-N-acetyl-galactosaminyl transferase 1b (gene b4galnt1b). The transcript has 10 exons. Gene Ontology annotation, biological process: ganglioside biosynthetic process. Gene Ontology annotation, cellular component: Golgi membrane. The record is from RefSeq and is a predicted model, not a curated record. Lineage: Eukaryota; Metazoa; Chordata; Actinopteri; Scombriformes; Scombridae. The coding region runs from base 308 to 1966 and encodes 552 amino acids. Gene Ontology annotation, molecular function: hexosyltransferase activity.
UGAGGUUUCAAAGUCUGAGUUUGUCAAAUCAUAUUUCCAAAGACGUUUUAGCACAAAGUACCCUUUUUGUAUUUUCCGCACAGUGUGUCCUCGCCAAGCUGUGGGUGAAAGAUGGUGCAGUACCUCAGAGACUCUUGUACUUAAAAUAUACAUUUGGGAGAUUCCCACAAUCUGUCUUUCUCAGGCUGCUGAAUCACAUAACAGGUCUGACUGAAAUUUGCAUUUUUGCUUUAACUGUGGACUGUGGAUUUUGUCCACUGUCUGUUAUUCUGGAGAUGAAUGGAUGAAUUGACCACUAACUCUUUCAAUGCACAUAUCAGCAUGUGAUGAUUAUUCUGAAAAUUCUCAUCGGCCUUUGUCAGGUUUUAGGAUGCGCUCCCUGAGGAAGACGUUGUUGCUCGCCAUCCUGGUGUCAGUGGUGCUGGUACUGGCCCUCCUCCAUUCAUGGCCCACCCGGGGCUACACCACAGUGGAUGUAUGGCAGCGACCAGGGCCUAUAGUAGAGAGGCAUCUGGAGGAGAGGCUCCCAGAACCAGACCACCAAUUAAGCAACAUCCCCUUUCAUGUGAGGGACAAUGUGGCGAGCUUGUUGGCACGUAACGGAUGCUUAUGUGAGGGUGAGGGUGGAGGAGUGAACCUGCCCUUCGCCCAACUCUUAUUCCCACGGGUGUCAGCUUACCCACUGCACACUGCCUUUGAGGCCUCUGAGCUGGAAGAGAUGAAGAGGAGACGUGCCAAGGAGUACAAGAGUUUCCAGAAGAGGUCACAGUCACCGGCAGAUGUUCUCAUUAUUGCAGAGGCAAACAAUCCCUUACAGUAUCCGACACAGGGGGUGGAGGUACGACCCCUGAAAACAAUCAUCAUCCCAGGCUUGGCCUUACAAGACCUUCCCAGAGACCAUUAUUCAGUAAACAUCACUGCCACGCUGGGAACGCUGAAUGUGGCGGCAGAGGUAGACGGGGUGAAAGUCAAAGGUGACGGUGAGAUGCACAUGUCGCUGUCCAGCAGCGUCCUGCUGAACCUGAACCGACAGCUGCAGUUUGUCACCUACACAAACACGCUGUUCCACCCCAGCACAGUGGACACAGUGCAGUUUGAGACAGAGGGGCAUCAAGCCGCCUUCAGUAUAAAGAUCCGUCAUGGUGUAACACCGAAACUGUACAACACAGGAUCCAAAGGAGACUACAAUGUCAGCGCCCUCGUUACCAUAGCUACCAAGACUUUCCUGCGUUAUGAUAAGCUUCAAGAUCUUAUCGACAGCGUGAGAAGAUACUAUCCCACUGUCACCAUAGUAAUAGCUGAUGACAGUGAAAAUCCCAAAACCAUCUCUGGGCCUUACAUCGAGCAUUACAUCAUGCCUUUUGGAAAGGGCUGGUUUGCUGGACGAAACCUGGCAGUUUCCCAGGUGACCACAAAGUACGUGCUGUGGGUGGAUGAUGACUUCAUCUUCACAGCCAACACCAAGCUGGAGAAGCUUGUGGAUGUUUUGGAGAGGACCACUCUGGAUCUGGUGGGUGGUGCAGUGCGGGAGGCCACAGGCUAUACUGCCACCUACAGACAGACUAUAUCCAUUGAGCCUGGGGAAGAGGAUGGUGACUGCUUACACAUGAGGAGAGGGUUUCAUCAUGUCAUCCAAGGCUUCCCCAACUGUGUUGUGACUGAUGGGGUCAUUAAUUUCUUCCUGGCUCGCACCGACAAAGUCCAGCAGGUCGGCUUUGACCCACGCCUCGCCAGAGUCGCUCACCUGGAGUUCUUCAUCGACGGCCUGGGAUCUCUCCAUGUGGGCUCUUGUGAUGAUGUCAUUGUCAACCACGCAACAAAAAUCAAACUUCCCUGGGUCAGCGAAUCAGAGAGCGACAAGAUUUACGCCAAAUUUCGUUACCCGCCGGCCUCCUCUGAUGCCACACACACGAAAAAUGGCCUCCUGUUCUUCAAGAACAGAUUUCAGUGUUUGACUCGUAAUUAGCCCCCACUCACCUCGUUACCCUGAAGGUUACUCUGCUCUUCCUGAGUUGCCAAAGAAGUUCUCCUCCGCUGCGCCCCGUCAGAUAAGAUUUUAGACAAACUCUUAUGUUUGCCUUCCCUUGAACACCUUGACAGCGGUUUUCAGGCUUCACUGUAGUAAAAAGUAAUUUUGCCAUUAGGGCACAUUUAGCAUGUUUAUUCUGUCAGUGCACAGCUCCAUGGUGAGCUAAAAAGUCAAUAUCCAGAAGCCUGAUAUGAAAGUUCAGGCUCCCUUCUGGAGUGGAAACAGUUCAGGAAUGGAAAUAUAGAAAAGUAAGCUGUAGUAUGUCGUCUUGUUUACCUAGUUAAUUGCAAAUGACAGCAUCAUUGUGAUUGAUUCAAGGUUACGAAGGGAUUACGUUAUGUGUUUGUCAAAUCUUAUCUGGCUUUACAUCCUUGAGAGCUUUGGGAAAAGUUUAAAACCAACAGGUAGCAACUAGAUUCAUUGUUAUUUUAUUCUAAUAUGAAUAGAGGUAUGUGUGUCCUCCUUCAAUUUGCACUAUUCAAAAAGACGGAAAAGCAAUAGUGACGUCUGAGAGCAUGACGAGGACUCACCGUUAACGAGGACAAAGGGACACUUCCUAGAGAGUGACAAUCCUGUAGGCACAGAGCAUAGGUGCCCUUACCAAUGCCACAUGAAGAACACAUUGAAAACUUUUCACCUGUGGUACCUGCGCUCUGUGACUGGCCGAGCCAAAGGUUCAGCUGAUGGCUUUGGGGUGUUUUUAACAUGAUGUGUUAUGAUUUUGCUACCCCGUCACCCAGAAUUCUUUGUGUCAUUUGUGAGUGAGGAGGAGAAACUUUUGGUCCCAUCCACCUGGAGUCAUAGCUGGUGUUACUUGAUCUGGGAGCAGCCUUGUUUUGUUUCAUUUUGUCCUUGUCUUUUGCCUGCCACUCUGGUUUCUUCAGCAAGCAUUUUAAGACGAGGUGAGCACGCUGGUGAAUUAGAAUAAAAGUGAUUGCAUCUUUAACUGCUGCCUAAAAGAAAAGUCGGAUUAACCAAAAUGCGUGUUUAAUUUGUCUCAUUAUAAAAGAAGAAAAGAGAAGGAAAAAACAAGCACGAUGAGACAGAAUUGAUGAGCUUAGUUGACAUCUUGGUAUGAAAUGAGUAGUCAGAGCAUGAGAGGAAAACUCUCAGUGACGCCUUGUGAGACAAUGUCAAUGAAACAAGGUGUAAGGAUGAAGCACCAAGGCUCGAAAAUCCUCUUUUUAUACUGAUGGCUCCUUUUUCAAAGAGUAACUGUAUGUCAAAGACUGUGAUACACACUGCCUGAAGUGAUGAUGAUGUUCUUUUAUACCAUGGCCUUUAGAUGGCGCCUUUCACUCCAUUGUUUCUGAAAAGUCAAAUUACUACUUUGUUUUUAAGUGUCAUUUGUUAUUAGAAAAGAGGUGCCGGAAAUUUUACCAGCAGUUAUUUUUAUUUUUUUAGUUAUUUAUUUAUUUCCAGAGGAAUAUUUAGAACUAUUUCGUGUGAUGGCAAAACUGGGAAAGGAGGUCGCACUUAAACAAUGCGAUUGUCAGUGGAGUGCUAAACCCAAAAGGAGGACAAAAUAUUAACAUUCACCUGCUUAUUUAAGCUCACAGCAGAUUUACAGAGCCUUUUGUUCUUAUUUUGUGUCAUGUUUCUGCCUGCUUUUUCUUUUUCGUCACCAAACGUGGACAGGGAUCAGAAUUUAUGACUACAUCAGUGAAACUAUCAUAAAAAGGCUGUUGUGUAGUAGGUGUUCAAAAACUUGUCUCACGUCAGGAUUUGUAACUGUUGACAGAUCUAUCGCUGAGCUGAAAACUAUUUUUAACAGUCAUACUGUAUUAAUUGUGUUGGCACUGACAUUUAUCUUGCUUUGCUUCACCCAAAAACCACUAGCGUGAGCCUGCUGUUCACAGCAGAUUUGUUUCAGUUUGAUGCAUUAUGAGAAUUUUUUUUAGUUUAUAAUGUUGACAUAUUAAAAUGUCUGUGGAAACAAUUAAUUACUUUGAAUUACUUGGAGUGCGAAACAGAAAAAAUAAGGGAAAUGGCAUUGUGAAAACAGCCACAGGUUCAGUCUACAUUAUCAUCAAGUGUCCUCUAAGACAUCGCUGUCCAGACACUCAUUAUAAAACUAAAUGUAUUUAAAGGUUAUAUUUAAUAUGUAAUCAAGCACUAAUGUUUGCAUUGUUGUUGCUGUUUCCUUCAGCAGUUUCCAUCAGUGCUCGACUAAACGUUGGACUGUUACAUCUUCAACCACAGGACUCAUAUUUCAUACUCAUACUUCAUGUUUACUGUGUGAUGUGAAUAUCAUUUGAUGUCUGUUUUUUUGUUGUUGUCUUUAAAAGAGUCAAACAAUAGUUUGCACCUGUGUCUU